Cyprinus carpio (common carp) is the source of this 2190-nucleotide messenger RNA. RefSeq names its product protein phosphatase 1, regulatory (inhibitor) subunit 1B. Gene Ontology annotation, cellular component: cytoplasm. Gene Ontology annotation, molecular function: protein phosphatase inhibitor activity. NCBI's taxonomy places the organism in Eukaryota, Metazoa, Chordata, Actinopteri, Cypriniformes, Cyprinidae. Gene Ontology annotation, biological process: intracellular signal transduction. The record is from RefSeq and is a predicted model, not a curated record.
GCCCACACCGACUCCAAACACUGUGAGAGGGAGAAAACCAGAGGUCACACUGAUAAGAGAAAGGGGAAAAAAAGGCUGCCGGCAUAUCUGAGGCUCGACAGAGAGAAAAAUCAGAGAGAGAGGAGACACCACCACGAGUACUGAAGAAAUCUGCCUGGAGGACGCCACGUGUGUGUGCAUAUGUGUGUUGAGACAGGCAUAGGUAGAUUCCAGUAAGAUUUGUGAGACUAACAGAGGACAAAAGCACAUCAUGGAUCCCUCGAGUCCCUCCGAGGGCCCCGUGGAACCCAAAGAAAGGAGGAAAAUCCAGUUCACCGUCCCGGCAACAGAACCGACUCAGCUGGACCCUCGGCAGGUUGAAAUGAUUCGACGACGAAGACCCACACCCGCCACUUUGUUCAAAGUAGCAGACCAAACAUCUCCUGAGGAUGACAACUCCACCCAUCAGUGGGUUGUAGGAGAAAACGGUGUCCUCAAGCCAAAACGAAUCAACCCGAAUAUCUACCAGCCACCAUCAUUAAAAGCCGUGCAGCAGAUGGCUGAAGCUCAAAUGCAGAAAUUAGGUGUGUAUCCUCAUGUAGAGGAGGAAGGGGAGGAGCUUAUUCAGAGAGUGGGGGAGGAGCUUUCCUCAUCCUGCACACCUGAUUCACAGGAGCAAAGGGUCACGGCAGAACACCAGCCUGGCAUGAGAAAGGCAGGAGCCACGGCACCGACUGAUGAAGAAGAGGAGGAGGAGGAAGUAGAAGAAGCGGACGAUAUGGCAGAGGAUGAGUGCAGAAAUGUGGACUGAAAGAGCGAAACUUUAGAGAUUUUUUUCAUAAUGCAGAACCUUGUUUGGAAAUGGUCAAUAAUUCCAUCAUUUGAUAAAAACAGCUGUCUGUUUGUAUUCAGAGACUCUGAAAGACUGGAAUUUUGAAGUGGUCAAACAAAUAAUUCACCCCGACAUUGCCAUGAAAUAGAAAUAAAUAUAAGGUAAAAUCCAUCAGCAUUCAUAUAAUACCAUCCCUGCGUUUCAUACAUUCAAACAAACAGGUAAAGUACAAAUGUUUAGUUCUAUGAGCAGCACUGUAUGAAUGUGUUGAGAGAUGUGUCAGUGUUCAUGUUAUGUUUUAUGCGUGUUUGAGUCACAGUUUGUUUUGUGAUCGGUGCAUUUCUGUGGGCCUACACUGCCAUCUGGAGUACAGAGAAUUAUUAUACUGAAUUCCAUGAACUAAUUUGCCAAGAACAAUAAUCCCAGAGCACAUGGAAAGUAUUUCACAGCAUGAUUGUUUAGCGUUAUUUGUUAAACCACUGCCGACAUCCUGGCAGUUGGACUGUGCUUCAAACUAUAGUUAAUUUAGCAGAAAAAAAAAGUUUGUAAUUACAUUUGCAUAUUUAUAAAUAUAUUUAUAAAAAUGUAACAUUUAAUAUUUGCAUAUUUAUAAAUAUAAUUAUAUUUAUUAAAACAUAAAAUGUUAUAUAUUUGAAAAUAUAAUUCUCAUUUCUAAAAUUAUGUAAAAUAAUUUCUAAAUUCACCACCAUUGGUAUAAGUGGUGAAUUCAUAACAAAUCACUCACUUAUUUUUCUGUUUUGGGAGACUUUGACCUCAUGGAACAAACUAACUGUGGCUGACUGUGAAUAACACGUUCCUACAAUGUUGUCUUUGUGAUUCAUUUGUGGUUUGUCAGUGACAUUGUGAUCAAAGCUGCUGUAAACAUCAUAUUUGCAUACAGAAUUUGCAUCUCUUGAUAUGACUGUAUUUGGUUACAGAUAACUAAAAAAAAUCCAAAUUCAGUGCCUCGGGGUGAACUUUCAGUGCUCAUGUAUAUCAGAAACAUAUGUAAAUCGUUUCAGUCAAUUACUGUAGUAAACAACUUGUAUUAUUAUCAGCUGGAUAACUUAUUAUCUACCUUAGUUUUUAAGUUUCUUCCUUAGCAAAAUCUUUUAAGGGAAAAAUGUUGAACUAUUUUUAAAAAGGAUUAAUAAUGAAUUAAAACAACAGCCACGUGUUGCUUUUUUAAAGAAAUUGUACUGCUUUAUAUUGAAUAUAAUCAUAUUUGUAUGCAUAUCCUCUGAAGCUCAUGCAGGUACAUGUUGUUGAUUUUGAUUAACGUGUUAUAGAAAAUGUACCAAAUUAGUUAAUAUAUCCAUAGGAACUAUGGAAAUGUUUUAGGUUAAAGUCUCUGUAUCAAUAAAUAUAUUUGCUCUGAA